CUCGAACGUGCAUUCAGAGUCUAUUAUCGAUUUCAUACUCACAAAAAAGACUGGGACAACCUACUUUUAGCUGACGCGAGUAUUAUGGAAAAGACUGUGCUGAUCACCGGUGCCAGUGGUCUUCUCGGUCGACAGGUGCAGAAGCAAUUCUUUCUGGAUGGCUGGAGGUCUAUCGGAACCGGACUUACUCGGAUCAACCCUCCGGAAGUUAUCAAACUCGAUAUCUUGGAUCCGAAAGAGAUCGAGCAAGUGCUGGACGAAGUGAAGCCAAACGUCGUUGUACACUGUGCAGCUAACCGUUUCCCGGACUCAUGCACAGCAAAUCCAGAGGCGGCCAAGAAGUUGAAUGUGGAUUCAAGUAGAGCUCUAGCAGAGGCGACAACAGCACGAGGAAUCUUUCUUAUCUACAUAUCGACUGACUAUGUCUUUUCGGGUCGUCCUGGAGAAGCUCCUUACAAGACGACUUCGACACCCGCCCCGCCCAAUACAUACGGCCAGACUAAACUUGAUGGAGAGAGGGCUGUCCUUGAUGUAGCCAGCAAAGCAAGUGCCAGGAACAAAGUCGUCGUAUUACGAGUCCCAAUCCUGUAUGGGUCGUGCAACGAGCCGAAGGAAAGUGCAGUCAAUAUGCUCAUGUCACAGCUUUGGGCGGCUCAGAAAGAAGGACAGCCAAAGAUCAAGGUCGACGACUAUGCACUUCGGUUUCCUACAAACACACAUGAUGUUGGCAGGGUCUGCCGCGAUAUCUCACAAUUGUACCUUGACUCUGCAAACGAAAGUCGUGAUCUACCAACCCUCCUCCAAUUUAGUUCCGAAGACCAAAUGACAAAAUGGCAGAUUUGCCAGACUUUUGCCGACAUCAUGUGUCUUCCGCUCGAUGGGAUGGAGCCCUCUAGACCGGAGGAAGAGCCUAAAGACGGAACCGUUCGGCCCUUCGAUUGUCACCUUGACACUAGCGCGUUGAGGGAACUGGGGAUUGACGUGAGAACUACCGAUUUCAAAACCUGGUGGAGACGCGAACUUGGUGCGUUCAAGUGAUUGUGAUAUUAGGAAGGCGAAACGAUUGUCGCACGCGGCGGACUCGGUCCGACAGAUCUGAAAUAUAACGAUGCCACUAAAUGUCAAACGCAGCUCCUUCCAAGCAAACUUAGUAGAACCUUGACGGAUGUGUUACGUUCAGAAACCGAAUUGCGCACCGUGCAGCCUGAACUCUCGAUAUGGACCCUGUCGUGCAAAUCGGGCAGGACGUGGCAACACUACCAUCUCUCUACAGCGCUGGAUUGGGCGCGACAACAAAUAGUACUAUUUCUAGC
Dothidotthia symphoricarpi CBS 119687 is the source of this 1313-nucleotide messenger RNA. Its product is annotated as NAD(P)-binding protein. The coding region runs from base 85 to 1038 and encodes 317 amino acids. The record is from RefSeq and is a predicted model, not a curated record. Gene Ontology annotation, cellular component: methionine adenosyltransferase complex. Gene Ontology annotation, molecular function: methionine adenosyltransferase regulator activity. Gene Ontology annotation, biological process: S-adenosylmethionine biosynthetic process. Lineage: Eukaryota; Fungi; Ascomycota; Dothideomycetes; Pleosporales; Dothidotthiaceae. The transcript is spliced from 5 exons.